Molecule: messenger RNA, 1000 nt
Organism: Orbicella faveolata
Lineage: Eukaryota; Metazoa; Cnidaria; Anthozoa; Scleractinia; Merulinidae
Source: RefSeq, a predicted model, not a curated record
CGCAUUUUGCUGAACUUUCUAAUAUCUUUUUUGUGAUAGAUUAUUUCCCAGAGGCUCCCGCCAGAAGGACAUACGGCGGGGACUACAAGUACGGCCUCCCGUCUAAACGUAAACCAUAUUUCCCUGAAGCUCCUAUUAGGAGAACAUACGAAGGCAGCUACAUGUAUCGCAAAGCGUAUGAUGAUCCUCCACAUGAUUCAUCGUCCUGGAACCGAAGAGGAUUUUUACCCAAUAGCGACCCAAUCGAAGCCUUGAAAAGAGUCCCUUCUGAAAUGACUAGAGCGGAACACAUGGCGCUUUCCAGAGGAACAUGGCUUCCAGAUAACGAGCCUGUGAAAGUCCCACCCAGGCUACCUCCACCAGCACAACCAGACGCCGAUGCUCGGUUGUACAAUGAUGUCCACAAACAGUUGAACGAUAAGGAAACCGAGGACUUAAUUCACGGAAAAACCGGGAUGACGGAUCUACAAAAGCGGAAGCGAUAUCUCAUGGAUCUGUUAGCGGAGAAGUUGAAAUCAAAAGUGAACGAAGCUCAGAAAAGGGGCGUGAAGAUUCCGACCAAAAUCAUGGAUUUCUUGUGGAAUUAUGAGUCUCGCCGAGGAUUGGAUACACAAUCUGAUAAAAACCGCUUGAGCAAUUGAGAAGUCCAACCUGAAGUUUCGAUCCGAUUAUGAAUGGCUAAUGACUAUUACAUGAAAAGCUUUACUGUUGUAGCUCACGCUACUGAGUGACUAGUACAAAUAAAACUUAAGCAGGUUAAUCGUCCUAUAGAUGAAAUGUAGUAAAAUUUAGAUUGUGUUACCACAACGGAGUACAGUUUCCUUCUUUGCUGGUAACAAAGCCUCUAUUUUUAUCCGAAGAUCUUUGGACAUUUAGAGAAAUAAUAGUGGUUACGUUGUUGUCCAUUUAGAAUUAUUACGAAGGGAAAAACGAUAAUUCGGUGCAGAUACACGGCUAAGAUAAAAACGUACAUGACAAAUAAUUCAGCACAAUUUUAACC